This is a messenger RNA of Cyanidioschyzon merolae strain 10D, 3042 nucleotides long. RefSeq lists its product with no specific name. Gene Ontology annotation, molecular function: ubiquitin protein ligase activity; nucleic acid binding; zinc ion binding. Gene Ontology annotation, biological process: ubiquitin-dependent protein catabolic process; mRNA processing; protein ubiquitination. Gene Ontology annotation, cellular component: nucleus. The coding region runs from base 1 to 3042 and encodes 1013 amino acids. The transcript has a single exon. NCBI's taxonomy places the organism in Eukaryota, Rhodophyta, Bangiophyceae, Cyanidiales, Cyanidiaceae. The record is from RefSeq and is a predicted model, not a curated record.
AUGUCGGCGGCUGUGCACUACAAGUUCCGCUCUGCGAAACACUUUGGUCGGGUGCAGUUUGAGGGGGACUUUAUUCAGCUCGCAGAGCUAAAAGUAGCCAUUGUGGAGCAAGAAAAACUGCAGUUUGGCGAGGACUUUGACUUACAAGUAGUUGACGCACAAACCCAGGAAGAGUACUACGACGAAGAAACCUUGAUACCGAAGAACACUUCGGUUAUCGUGAAACGAGUGCCUGCUGGCCAGAAGCAGGGCAUAUUGAGUCAGAUCGCACUCGCAAGGAAAAAUGAGCGCUUCGCUGAGAUUCUCGACCGCUCAACCGGCGGCACGGGUGCCACAGCGGGCGCUAUUGCUGCAGCUGCACGGCAGGUGCUUGCUGGCAACCUGGGACCCAGCACAACCGCGAACACAGGCAUGACGGGCAGUGAACCUGUCCGGCUCCGUCGAGGUGACGAAGACACGCGCCUUGCCUCCGUGGCCCUCGCAGCUGGCGCAGGAGACUCGGGCCCGAAUCCACGAAACAUCCAGCGUCCAGGCGGCCGCGUAACGGCCUCGGGAGCGAUGGAUGGGCCACCGCCGGGUGCGCAGCCACCGCCAGGUUAUAUCUGUCACCGCUGCGGAGAGCCAGGCCAUUAUAUCCAACACUGCACGGCAAACCUGGAAGGCGAUGUGAAUAUCAUUCGUGUGAAGCGACCAACUGGCAUUCCGCGGAGCAUGCUAAAAACGAUUGAUGCACCUGUAGAUGGAGGGACCGAGCUUCAGCUUCCAGGUGGUAAAUUCGUGACCCUAGCCACAGACGAUCGUGAGUUCAGCAAAGAACCCCUGGCGGUGCGAAUGGCGCGCCUUGCGGAAGCACGAGCGGGGGCACGCGAGGACAAUACCAUCGCUUCCGACGUUACGACGAUACAAGGAUCCGAGACGAAGCAACCAGUGCCCAUGGAUAAAAAGGAAUCGGAAACAACUCGUCGCCAAGUUGCUGCUUCCGAUGCGCCAUCGGAGAGCGCGGCGUCAUCGCCGCGAGGCUCCACGCCAACAGACUCGGUGGAAAACGCUCAGCUGUUACCAGCAGAUAUACGCCCCGAUUUACCCUACUUCCCGUUACCAGGAAUGGAUCAGAAGGAACAUUUCUUUGGGACAGGCGAACUGCCCACCGCGCGUGAGUUCCAGGAAGUAAUCUGGGGUAUUAUUUUGAUGAAUAGGGAUCAGCAUCCAGAACUUGGGCAUGACAUGGAGACGGGAACUCAACGCGAUGUGACGCGGGAUUCGGCGGCAGCGCUCCAGCCUGAGCCCAGAUCCAUGGAAAGCGCUGAAGCGCCGAGCACGACAAAUGAGCGUGCUGUAUCAGCACAGCCGCGGCCGCGGAUGACUGCUUCUGCAGAAGGAGAAAGCUACCAGGAGCGCCGGCCGCAGGCGCACGAACGAAAGACACCCACGCAUGUGCAGGAUGUAUCCAAGCGUUCUCCAACAUCUGAAGCACAAAACGUACCCGAACGAGGCGACAGAGAUCCCGACAAAUCAGCGCCUCGAAGUGGAAGCGUCGCCAAUGCGCGUCCGAUACCCUCCAGCUUCAAAUCCACAGAGACCGCGAAUCAUCAUCUAGACGCAGAAAGGCCAAGACCAGGGCGUCGAUCGUCGGCGCUCCAGGUGACGUCGAUGGAACCCUCAGGUGCACCAUUUGGCGAAAUCGAGUACUCGCGUGUGUCGACCAAGAAUCAGCGCUUGCUACCGCCGGAUCGGAAGGCUACUGAAAGCGCUCAAGCAACAGCCCCGAACUACGGAAAUUCAUUGCCGAGGAAACAAGCUGCCUUUGCCCGCAGUGGAAAGAUGACUGGGAAUACCACGAGACCGGGGCUGCCUCUUGCGCCGCUCCAAACGCAGCAGCAGCAGCAGCACCAGCAGCAGCAGCAGCACCAGCAGCGACAGACGCAUGUGCAACGCUUUCAGGCUGCAAACCAACACGGCAACGAGGCAGCGAGCGUGGAUAAACAGCACCCCUUGGACAGAGGUCAGCAUGCCAUGCAGAGAACGGAGCCUGCGCGAGAACGUCGACAACCUACUGUUGCAGCCGCCGACAGGAAUGCGGUAUCGCGAGGCGUUCCGACUUCGAGGGCGACCUCUUCUGGUGUCACAGCAACGGGCUCUACCGCGCCCGUUCGUACCAAAAUGCCGCCACGAAUGCCGCAUCAGAGACCAGAUGAGGAUACGCUGGGUCACAGGCAUCAUGCAGCGUCGGACACGGAGCAAAAACCUGCCCAGUUGAACGCAAACCUCUCUCAGCCGCAACCGCUGAGCGUGUCGCGUGCUCGAGAGCGAUCAGGUCUGGGAAAAAGCGCUCGGCACUCGCCGGCACCCGUGGCACCUGCUCUGCAUGGAACAACCCGAAAGCACCCGCGGGCUAGCGACUCGUCACCAGGAACCGAGACGCGCGACUCAAGACCGAUUCCAGUUUUUGCUCGUCUGGGCACGAGAGCAGAAGCUGCAGCGUCUACGCGCGCCCCAGCCUCUGUGCCCCAGCGGAGCACUACCGGGAGCAUCGGGUCCGCGGAACGGAGGACGGUGCCGCCAGCGCAUCCGCCUCCUGCAGACGCGUCGCAGCUCAAAGGCAAAAACUCCUCCCCGAUGAAUCAACAAGGCGAAUAUCUACACCGAGCGAGUGUACGCGCACCACCAAAGGUUCCGGAAAAGCGUCCGGCAGCGACAGCAGCUGUUGGCGACGACAAGCGCUCCCGGAACACGCCGAGCUCAGCCGAGCGGGCCGCCGCUAACGUCUUUGAACGAUUAGGACCAGCGAUACCGGUGCCUCCUCGUCUUGCUGGGCGUAUUUCGAGCGGAAAAGUCAGCGACGGUGAACGCGGAGCGAACGCCUCUACCGGUGCAUCUGGUGUGGUCGCCAACGACGCCUCGAAAACGAAAACGAACCUACGGGCAGUGCACGCGAAGCAGAGCGUCCCUAUGACACAGCAAAAAACACCCGUGCCGACAUAUUCCUCGAGUGAAACAGGUUCAAGUCGUGCCCGGAACAGGGCUGCAAACUUGCCGUGGUAA